Closterium sp. Yama58-4 is the source of this 3234-nucleotide messenger RNA. Lineage: Eukaryota; Viridiplantae; Streptophyta; Zygnematophyceae; Desmidiales; Closteriaceae. The record is from the annotation of a GenBank genome assembly.
AUGCACGAGCAGGAGGACAGGGAGCACGCCGGUCUCAUUAGCGGCCGCGGUAUCCGCGCGUACGAGCCGCCUACCAUCCGCAAGAUGUACGACUCGGUCACGCAACCCACUCUCUCCGCAACCCCUUCUUCUCCUGAAGUUCUCGGCUCCAAGGCGCAAGCGCCAACCUCGCCGUCGAACGCGGAGAACCAGCAACCCGCGUCCUCCGUCACCUCCGCCUCUUCAGCCGCCGCGUCAUCCGCGGGAGCGUUCUCGUUGAUUCAGGAUCUGCUAUCCGGGCAGCGGCUGUUCAGCGAGGUGCUGCCGUGGUCGCGCUCUAACCCCCCCGCGGACGCCGCCAAUACGGGCGACGCGCUUCUCAAGCAGGCGGGACUCGACGGCUUCACUCUCCUGUCGCCCAACGCCCAGUCGCAGAAUCAGUCGUCGGCCGUCGCACAGUCGCCGCAGAAGGAGCCGACCGCGUCGCAGGCCGCAACCGUGGGCCUUCUACCGCUCGGCGACGAGGUGACCAGCCCUGAGCUCGUGUCUUCCCCGCAAAGGUCCUCCGCGCUUUCCCCGCCCGCCACCAGCGCGGAUACCACUGGCGGAAGCCCCCCCUCCGUUCCGCGGCUGUCUCGUGUGCGUCGUUCCGCGCAUCGCGCCGGGGCAGUCUCUGUGUCUUGUUCCUCCGCCUCUUCCGCCCCCGCGCUCCGCACUCCCUCAUCGGCGCAAUCUGCGCGUGCCCCCUCCCCUUCGCGCAUCGUGAGCCUGUCGGAAAACUCCCCCUCGUGCGUCGGACAGGGGGUAUCCCCCUCUUCGAACGCCACGUCAUCAAUCGGCGCGCAGCAGAAUCCCCUGCGGGCCCUUACACCCGCGCAACAGCUGCGCGCCGAACUGGCGGAGCGGCGCAGCGGCGCGGCGGCAAAGCUGUUCUCCGACGCCGCCAAGGAGGCGCUGCUCGUGCGCGCGGGGCUGCUGCCGGGGCCCGCGGAGGCUGGCGCGACCCGCGCGCGCAGCAGCGAAGAAGGCGCAAGCGCCGGCGCCGGCGACAGCGCGGGCGCAAUCCGCGCAACUCUCGCGGAGCGAGUGGCGCAGUCGGCGUCCGCUGGCGCCACCAGCGCGACGCCAAGCAAGAUCGAGGAAGGGUGGCAAUCGGAGAGUGUGGCGGAAUCGCUCAGGCUGAGCGGGGAGCUGCGGAGCAGGCUGAGAGCUGCGCUCGGGGAGAGGGAUUGCGCCAAGGGCGACGCGCUCAAUCGUGACACCUUGCUGCUCGCUGUGGUCGCACACAUGUCGCGAUCCAAUCGCCUGUCGUCGCAGCACCAUCGUGCCGUCGCACAGGCGCACAGAGGCACAUCCGCACAUUCGCACCACCGCGGCGCGCCAGGGCGUGGCGGCGGCAGCGGCCAGCUGUGCGGCCGCUUGCUGCUGCUACUCGUCGUCGCACAAGCUCUCUAUAUUCUUAAGCUUAAAUUCUCCCCGCGAUCCGACGCGCAGCAGCAGAGCGCAUCGACGGCCGCCCAGGGCCAAUCGAACGGUCACGAUUUGACGAAGCUGUUCAGCGCAAGCGGGGUGGGAAGCUCGCAGCGGGAGGCCGACGCGGAUUCGAUUCACCUCGGCGGCCCGCGGACCUACGACGCGUCGGGUGGCGCCGCGAGAUUCGCGGGCGACGAGCGCAAGUGGGUGCGGAAAUUCGCUGGCGGCGGGAUCGACGCGAAAGACGACUCGGAGCCGAAAGGCGUGGAGUUUCGUAGCGGCGACGAUGAUUGGAUGGUGGACGGGACUAAGACGACUCGCCCCCUGAUAGUAGACGAUGAGAGCGAAAGAAGUGGGAGGGGCGGUGGCGGGGGGGAGGAGGCGGAGCGGAAGGGCGUAGAGUUUCGGAGCGGCGACGAUGACUGGAUGGUGGACGGGACGCAGACGACUCGGCCGCUGAUAUCCCCAUUGGACGAGCCGUCUGAGUGGUCCCCACUGCAGGGCGCUCCUGACGGGCUGACGUGUCGCUCAUGGCUGCAGGAGGCUGAUGACGUGGCGUUUGGGCGGGACUUUGAGAAGCAGCCAAUCGCAGUGAUGGCAUAUGAGACCCCCCGCAGGUACCCGUGUGAUGUGCCGUGCGAGAUGGUGGGCAAGCGCCGCCCGUCCCAGCUGGACGGCAGCCUGGCGGGCAACGUGCCGCGGCACAAGCUGGUGCUGCGAUCCAUGGAACCGCGGGGGUACUACAGGAGCAACGACCCUGCAUGGGCGCACAAGGAUCAUGCUGUGGUGAUGACAGUGCACUACGAUUCAGACGUGCCAGUGCAGUACGGGUCAUGGGAGGAGUAUGAUGUCAUGCGCCCACCUGUCAACAAAACCGCGUCGGCUCUCGCUGCUGCCUUUAUCAGCAACUGCAAUGCCAACAGCUUCAGACUCGAAGCGAUAAAAGAGCUAAGCCGGCACAUGGAGGUGCACUCAUACGGCCGCUGUCUCAACAACAUGCCAUACGAAAAAGACAAACUCCCUGUGCUCGCACGGCACUUCUUCUCCCUCGCAUUUGAGAACACCUGUGAAGGCGACUACGUGACUGAAAAGUUCUGGCAGUGCCUCGUAGCCGGCUCUGUCCCCGUCGUCAUCGGCGCCCCCAACAUCGCCGAUUUCGCCCCUUCCCCCAACUCCUAUCUGGAAAUCAAAUCUCUGGAGGACGUGCCGCGGGUGGCGCAGCAGAUGGUUACGCUUGCUGGUAACCAGACGGCAUAUGACGAGAUGCUCGCGUGGAAGAAAGACGGGCCUUCCCAGGCCUUUAUCGCUAAUAUGGAUCUCUCAGCUGUUCACUCCUCCUGCCGCCUCUGCAUUUUCCUUGCCGACCGGAUCCGGAGAAAGGACCUGGAUGCUGCCAAAACCCGCCGCCCGUGCCGGUGCGAGGCGCCGGGGAAGCGCGAGGGGGAGAAGCUGGUGGUAUACCACCUGUACGUGAGAGAACGGGGGACGUUUCACUUCACCUCAGUCUUCCUGCGCAGUGACCACCUCACUUUAAGAGGACUCACUUUAGCUAUAAGACGCAGCUUUCAAAAAAAGGCGUACCGGCCGGUGUGGGUGGGGAAGCGGCCGGCGUCGCUUGGAGGGGAUGAAAAGGCAUGGGCUUUGAAGAUUUAUAGGAUAUACCCGGCGGGCUCAACGCAGAGAGAGGCGUUGUGGGGUGAUGCGUGGUUUAGGAACUCGUCUCAGGUGGUGGCACAUGUGACUGCACACCCCUGUGCUCGGCUAGAAGUGAUCUUCGUAUGA